Messenger RNA from Drosophila erecta, 3325 nucleotides. Its product is annotated as proline-rich protein 36. The coding region runs from base 324 to 3170 and encodes 948 amino acids. The transcript has a single exon. Lineage: Eukaryota; Metazoa; Arthropoda; Insecta; Diptera; Drosophilidae. The record is from RefSeq and is a predicted model, not a curated record.
CGAGCAAAGAGUUAAGUGCCAGCAACAUGUCCGGAAUCCCACCAGCCACCUUCACCGUAAUCGCAGGUAGCGCCGCCCACAAUCAGCGGCGGAAGAAUCAGAAUCGGGAAUGUGGCCAGCGGAAGAAUUCGACCAGUGAGCAUGUGGAAUUCGCAGACAAAGUGCGAGCAAACAUAAACCUUAAUAAUUUCCAGAGACGGAACCACAGACGGCGGGGUCGAAGACAAAUAGUUGCCACAUUGCUUAGAUAUAGUAACUAUCUUAUCUGUGCAAGGAUUUAACGCAUGAAAAUACAUUUCCCAUGACAUAAACACCGAGUAUAAAUGGGCCGAACAAAGCAUUUUGGGUUUCAGUUAAUGGACACCACGACGACGGAGAUUGGCAAAAUGAAAACGACAAUUGUGGAGGAGCGGAGUGUGAAUGAAACGAUAGAAACAAUAGCCACCAGCAGUGGCUCCGUCCAGGAGACCAUCGAGAUCGUCAAUAUCGAUGGAUCUGCAGCGCCGAAGCAGCGUCACCAUCAUCACCAUCACAGGCACCACCAUCACCACGAAAGGCAGGAGAAUGUGGAAGUUGUGGCGACAGAGGAAGUGAUUCUUGUGGAGAACGAACCAAGAUCCAGGAAGCACCACCACCACCACAAGCAGAGGACUUCUCCGCCACCGCCGCUGCCGCAAACCUCACCACCAUUCCUCACGCCCACUGAAGAAGUGGGUUUCAAUGUGGUGUGGGAACCCCAGGCCAUUUGGAACCAGCCCUCACCCAAUCCCUCUACUGAUCUAGAUCUCUCCCAGGAGAACGACGUUGUGGUUGCAGAGGAGACUAUGGGUACAACUUCAGCUUCCGAUGAAUUCACCACCGUGGUUUGGGAAUCGCAGACGAAGGAGUCUAUCAGGGAAACCCAAAAGCACACAAGAGUGGUGGAGGAGGAGAUUAUAAUUGAUCAAUUGAACCCACCACCCUACGCACCACCUCAGCUUCAAGUGCAGACAGGAUUCCUUCCAGUGGCUCAGCAGCCUCCACUUUCGCCCAUCGAAGAAGUGGUACAAACAGACGUGUUUGUGGCGUCGGUGGAGCCUCCACUGCCGCCCACAGGUUAUAUUCCCAGAGUCAAUCUAAGGCCAACAGAGACUAUUGUGGAGACUGUCGAGGUCAUCGUUCCCGCACAGAUUCAACAAGAGCCGGAGUUUGUUCCGCAGCCGGGAUUUGUGGCCAGAAUUGUGGAGAACAUAGAAGUUGGUGCAGCAUCUAAUACCACACAGGCUCCAGCUCCGAGGAGUAAUUAUCGUCGGUCAGGCUUGGUUGAAUCGCUUGUGGAAGAUAUCGAAGUGGUAAAAUAUGAUGCACCUGUUCAGAGUGGCUACACUCCCGGAAAUGCUGCAGUGGAAUCGAUUGUGGAAAACAUAGAAGCUGACUCUCCAUUCCUUCUGCCACCCAAUGGUUUUGACACUGAUGAGAACAUUGAAGUCUCGACAGUUGUGGAUGAUUCUCCGUUUCUGCUGCCAGUUGAUGGCUUUGACCCUGAGCCAGUCUGUGUGGAAUCAAUUGUUGAAAAUAUAGAAGUCACACCUUCUGAACCUGUGCCGCAAAUAUCCGUUGAAAGCGUUGUUCCUGCAGGCUUUGUGGAGUCUGUGGUAGAAAGCUUGCAAGUCACAGAAAACGAAGAUCCCCCAUUUCUACUGCCUGUAAACGACUUUGCACCCCAGGCAGGCAAUGUGGAAUCAAUAAUAGAAAACAUAGAAGUAACUACGGAAGUGGUUCCCACCUUAAGACCACCAGUGCAAGUCGAAAGUCUACCACGAUCUGGAUUCGUGGAGUCCAUUGUAGAAAGCAUCGAAGUCACUCAAGAGGUAGAUCCUCCAAAGCCGGCAGUUCCAAGUAAUUGGGGCACUCAGAGCGGUCGAGUAGGUUCCUUGGUGGAAAACAUAGAAGUCACCGAAAUAGUGGACUCACCAGCUCUGGCUCCACCACAAACUGGAUUUGUGGAGUCGGUAGUGGAACGCAUAGAAGUCACUGAGGAGGUUGAACCACCAAUGCGACCACCACUUCCACUUAGCUAUCCGCCUCGUUCGGGAUUCGUAGAAUCGAUCGUGGAGAAUAUAGAAGUCCAACAAGUUACUCCUCCCUAUCAGCCGCCCCAGCAAAUCGGCAUUGUUCCUCAAACAGGUUUUGUAGAAGCUUCUGUAGAGGAUAUUGAAAUCGAAGAAUCUGCGCUGCCGCCAAUACAGAAUGGAUAUGCACCCCAAGGCGGAGUAGUUGAAACCAUUGUCGAAGAGGUAGAAGUCGUACCCAAUCCUCCACGGCAAUCCAUAGUGACAACUGAUUUCAUGCCCCGUGCAAGUUUGGUCCAAGAACUGGUCGUGGAGUCACUGGAGGUGACACCAACACCAUCGCCGCCACCCGAACAGUUUCCUUUUAUUUCCAGGGAGAGCCUAAUCGUGGCUGAUGAUUAUGUGGAGGUGGAAGAAGUCACCCCUUACAAUACGGCACCACAUAGUCCAAUAGUGGAAGUGGAAAGAUUGAGUGAAGCCGAGGCUUAUGUAGAGAUUAUUGAAGUUACACCAGUUAAUACUCCACCAAGUAGUCCACCACCUCAGAGGCCCAUGGAAGUGGGCUUCCUGCCCAGACCCAGCUUAGCGGAAACGGCGGUGGUUGUGGAAUCACUGGAGGUAACACCAACUCCCACACCGCCACCAAGCCCACCCAUGAAACUCAAAAUACCACCACCGAAUCAGAUAGCAACGGAGCUGAUUGUGGAGUCAGUGGACGUCACACCAGUGCCAGCUCCACCUUACAAGCCGCCAGCGAAACCACUCAACAAUUUCAUUCUAACUGAUCUGGUUAUCGAUGAUCCUCCGUUCGUAGAAGUGGUGGAAAGGGAGGUGGUUGUGGAGUCCGCAAACAAUGGCCAAGUAACUGAGGUUAUCGAAGUCACGGAAGAGAUUAUACAACCCGACACACCCAUCGGAACCGUUUUCGUGGGUGAGAUAUCCGAGCAGAACAGCGACAAGUUUGGCAAACGAUAUUCCGUAAGUGCGGCCCUGGCUGAUGGACAGCAGCAGGGGCCAGGAAACCCGGAAACGAAUCCGCCACCACCGAUCCAAAAACGAGAUAAACCCACCGAACCACCAAAGCGUAGAUGUUGCCAGUGUAAAUGCACCAUUUCCUAAGUCAGAGGUCAGGGGCUUUCCCCAAGGCAAGUGAAUCAGAACCCACACACACAAAUCAUAUCAUACCUUAGAAAUCUUAUCAAUAACCGGGUGUUUUUCUUAUCAGCCUGGGAAUGUAAGCUCCACCUAUCGCAUAUCUAAUCAGGGAAAACAGA